Lytechinus variegatus (green sea urchin) is the source of this 991-nucleotide messenger RNA. RefSeq names its product COMM domain-containing protein 8-like. The transcript has 5 exons. The record is from RefSeq and is a predicted model, not a curated record. Lineage: Eukaryota; Metazoa; Echinodermata; Echinoidea; Temnopleuroida; Toxopneustidae. Bases 39 to 590 code for a protein of 183 amino acids.
CGCUAUAGCAAAUUAAAUCCUGAAACCACGGACGAAAAAUGGCGACGCCCACAAAAGAUCUUGGUCUCCUUUCGAAAUGCCCAACUGCCGAUAUGGAAAAGCUACUCCAUCAAAUAGCAGACAGCCUUGCAGGACAUCAUCGUCCUCGAUAUCAAGAUUAUGGCAAGAUAUGGAGCUUGGAUGAAUGGUUUCAAGUCACCCAGAGUUGUGAGAUGUAUCUCAAAAUGACUGUCAAGAAGGAUUCUACCAAGGAUGAUAUGAAAUCUGCUCUGAAUGGUUUGUCUCAGGACGUUCAGGAUCAGUUGAUGGAGUGUGUGUCGAUACGUAGGGAUGACCUCAAGAAAGCACUUAUUGGGAACACAGCUACUAUCUCACAAUCACAUCUCACAGACUUUGAUUGGAAAUUAAAACUUGCAAUGUCCAGUGAUAAGAUCUCAUCGGUCCAGGAACCUCUAGUUAGUCUAGACCUAAGUUUGACAGAAGAUGGAACCAAUAGACUGGUCUCAUUAGAACUUGACAAACAAGAACUCCAGAAAUUGGUAUCAUCUCUGGAAACUGCUAAUCGGGCUGUGCUGCAACUAAAGACGUGAGAUCUUUUGAUUCUUUUGAAAGCAAUCUGCUCAUCACACUAGGCUAGACAUUCCAUUAGACUCAUGGAGAAGUGACAUUCUAUGCAUUUUAUCAAGAGAGAGAUAAAGAGAGCAAACAUGGAUUUUCAUAGAUGGGUCUUAUAUGACCAAGAGUUCCUGGUGCAAAGUAUAUGUAGAAUUUGGAUUUCAGCACAGAGAAUUUGAAUCAUGCUUGGGAAAUAAUUUUGAAUAGAUAAGGACCAUGUUCCAUGAAGCUUAUCAAUUACAACUGCUAGGAUUCUGUGACAUGUUUGCUCUCAGCCAAUCAUAUGUCAAUAUUCUAGUAUUUUGUAUCUUGUUUGAUAAACAGUUUUGUGGAACGGCUCAUUUAUACAGGAUCGUCAGGAAAGGAAAUCCUUGAA